ACAUUCACAACAUCAUACGACACAAACUUUCAUCUGCACUCUUUUCUUCCGUUCAUUUUGUUCUUCAACUUUGUACUGGGUCUCAAGCAUCUUUCAUACUUUCUGCCCUAUCACUCUCAUCAUGGAAACCACCAUCGCGCCUUUAAGCGCCGCAAUGUUGGAUCAGCCGUCUUAUCUUGACGCCCUUUCUGGACUCGUUCAUUCGGCUGAGUGUCUGGCAUCAAAGGGCUAUGUGACAGGUCGUCUGUCAGAAGCCGACCUCGAGAAAAAGCGACGUUGUGCGAGAUGCAAUAUCUUGCUUGUAAAAGAAGAACGACGAAGUCGACAAAAGUUGCUUCCAAAGAAAGAUGCCGCGCUUUCGACUGCCCCGGGAUCCUUGCAGAGUAAGAUUGUGGAUGAGGUUGUUUCACUGGGGAUGGAACAACUCAAGUUGGAGGAAACACAGGCCCCCGAAAUGCGCUGUAAAUUCCACGAUGGAAAGCUUGUCAACAAAAAAUGGACCUGCUGUGACCAGCAUCCGACAGGCCGUCCCUGCAAACAAGAAGACGAGCACCAACCCGAAAGUCGUACCAUAAAGGAGAUUUCCACUCGCUGGCAGUACUCCGCAACGCCUCCCGCUCUGACAAAGAAUACGCGUGUUGCCGUCGUGAUCGACUGUGAAAUGGGAACGGCUGCAUCCGGUGACAAUGAGCUGAUCCGCCUGACCCUCAUCGACUACUUCACCAGCCAAGUUCUGAUCGACAAGUUCGUCUGGCCUGACGUUCCGAUGCAGCACUUGAACACCAAAUGGUCAGGCGUAACCUGGAAGAUGAUGAACGAAGCUCGGAACAAGCGAAAGUGCGUGUUUGGCUGGAGAAACGCCCGGGCCUUGGUCUGGAAGUUCGUGGGUCCGGGUACCAUUGUCAUUGGGCAUGGUGUCAACUCAGAUCUCACUUGUCUGCGAUGGAUUCAUCCUCGACUUAUUGACACGCUUAUUGUUGAAGGGAAUAAUCGUGAGACAAAGACUGGGCUUUCGUUGAAGAAGUUGGCUGAGGAGCGGUUGGGGAGAGCCAUCCAGCAGGGGAAAGGGCAUGAUAGCCUUGAGGAUGCGAUUGCGACACGAGACUUGCUCCACUGGAAUGUUCUGAAGUUGACUGGAGGGCUUACAGAGGCUUGAGCGAGAUGGACUUAUCGAUUUGAUGUAGCGGCUAAAGCGUUGUAUUUGCCUAGGAAUAUUCGUUGAGGGUAUCGUCCACGUUGGGGACUAGAAUGCUUUGAGUCGCAUAUGUCAUGGGCCUGUAUUCUAUGCGUAAAGGCGCGUUGUAUGUACUUCUUCCCCUUCCUGAAGUGCAAAACCAUCGGAUUCUUGAUACCCUGUAGUAGGAACAUCCAGAUCAUGAAUCAGAAUUAUAGAAUGCCUUCUGGAUGUCCAUGAAUUCGGUGCAUCUGAACAUGUCCUGCUUGUUUGUC
This is a messenger RNA of Fusarium verticillioides 7600, 1449 nucleotides long. RefSeq lists its product as hypothetical. The transcript has 3 exons. Gene Ontology annotation, biological process: rRNA processing; ribosomal large subunit assembly. Gene Ontology annotation, molecular function: nucleic acid binding; exonuclease activity. The record is from RefSeq and is a predicted model, not a curated record. NCBI's taxonomy places the organism in Eukaryota, Fungi, Ascomycota, Sordariomycetes, Hypocreales, Nectriaceae. Gene Ontology annotation, cellular component: nucleus. The coding region runs from base 122 to 1156 and encodes 344 amino acids.